AUGGACAGGCUGAUAAGUUUAGAGCCAUCAAACCUUGUAGCAAUCAGGAUUGAACCUGGACAGAGGUGUUAUGGCGAGCUUGUUUUGCGCAAUGUUAUGUACACCAUGCCAGUGGCCUUCCAGCUUCAACCAGUGAACAGGACUCGUUACACGGUCCGACCACAAACUGGGAUCAUAUCUCCCCUCAAAACCCUCACUGUAGAGAUCACUUAUCAUCUCCCUCCUAAUUCAAACCUUCCCAACUCGUUUCCUCGAUGUGAGGAUUCAUUCCUCUUGCACAGCGUUGUGGUUCCAGGUGCAGCAGUUAAAGAUCCCUCAUCAACAUUUGAUUCAGUCCCUAUUGACUGGUUUACCACAAAGAAGAAGCAAGUUUUCAUUGACAGUGGUAUUAAAAUUCUGUUUGUUGGCUCACCAGUGCUGGCUCAACUUGUCACCAAUGGCUCCAUGGAGGAAAUUAGAGAAUUACUUGAGAAGAGUGACCCAGCAUGGAAGGCAGCCGACUCGGUUGAUGCAGAUGGUCAGACAUUGCUUCACUUGGCAGUUGCUCAAAGCAGGCCUGAUCUUGUCCAGGUACUUCUUGAGUUUGAGCCAAAUGUAGAGGCUAAGAGCCGAUCAGGGUCUAGCCCCCUUGAGGUGGCGGCAUCAUCAGGUGAAGCAUUGAUUGUAGAGCUCCUGCUGGCUCAUCGAGCCAGUACAGAGCGAUCAGAGUCCUCCACUUGGGGCCCAAUUCACCUUGCUGCUGGAGGCGGUCAUAUGGAGGUUUUGAGGCUUCUUUUGCUCAAGGGUGCUGAUGUUAACACAAACACGAAGGAUGGGAAAACAGCUUUACACCUUGCAGUCGAAGAGCGAAGAAGGGACUGCGCAAGGCUAUUGUUGGCCAGUGGGGCAAGACCUGAUGAUCGGAACACUGGCGAUAGUGACACCCCAUUGCAUAUCGCAGCUGCCAUAGGUGAUGAGCACAUGGUCAAGCUGUUACUGCAAAAGGGAGCUAACAAAGAUAUCAGAAACCGCUUUGGAAAAACAGCUUAUGAUGUUGCAGCUGAGCAUGGCCACACUAAGCUUUUUGAUUCACUUAGUCUCGGGGACAGUUUGUGUGCGGCAGCUCGGAAGGGGGAGGUAAGAACAAUCAACAGGCUUCUUGAAAAAGGAGCGGCCAUCAAUGGCCGCGACCUCCAUGGAUGGACAGCACUACACCGAGCUUGCUUUAAGGGACGCCUAGAUGCGAUCCGAACUCUGAUUGACAAGGGCGUUGAUGUCAAUGGGAGAGACGAGGAUGGCUACACGGCCUUGCACUGUGCUGUGGAAUCAGGGCAUGCCGAAGUGAUUGAAUUACUGAUAAAGAAAGGGGCUGAUGUAGAAGCAAGAACCAACAAGGGUGUAUCUGCAAUGCAGAUUGCGGAGUCACUGCACUAUUCAGGGAUCACAAGGAUACUCAUUCAAGGUGGUGCCACUAAGGAUAGAGUCCCAAUGGUUACUGCACCAACAAAGAAGGAGUCACAGUCAUUUAGAAAAGGAAUGGGGGCUCAAGAGAUGGAGAUUGGAACAUUCAAGAAGAAGCCUACUAGAGCCAAAGUCCUGCGUAGUAGCUUUAAUCGGUCUGGGCAAUUAAUGGCUGUCCUCUAGCUUGUGUGAGACAAUGGGUUUUUUGCUUCCUACAUGAGAGCUCAAACUAUUCUUUCUUAGCUGAUAUUUGUGGAAGUUGUAAACUCACAACUGUUUUUCUGCUCUUCG
This is a messenger RNA of Ilex paraguariensis (yerba mate), 1731 nucleotides long. NCBI's taxonomy places the organism in Eukaryota, Viridiplantae, Streptophyta, Magnoliopsida, Aquifoliales, Aquifoliaceae. The record is from the annotation of a GenBank genome assembly.